GGGGAACGUAAUGUCCGCUGAGCUCGCGGAACAGCAGGGGUGUGGCCGACUACGCCGCUUUGCAUCUCGGGAGUUCAGCUCACCAGCUCUUGCCCACCCAUGCCCGGCUGUGAACUGCCCCAGGGCAUCUGCCCGGAUAUGUGCCCGGCUGCCGAGCGCGCCGAGCGCGAAAGGGAGCGCCGCCUGCACCGCUUCGAGGUGGUGCCCGGGUGCUGCGGGGGCCCGCAGCGCGCCGACCCGCAGCGCGCCGUGAAGGAGUACCGCCGGCGGGCCGCCGGCAAGCCCCCGCCCCCGCCCAGCCAGCUGCGUCCGCCCUCAGUGCUUCUGGCCACCGUGCGCUACUUGGCCGGACAGGUAGUUGACAGCGUCGGCGCGUCUCGCGCGGAGGUGGCCAGCUUCGUGGCGGACCGCUUGCGCGCGGUGAGGCUGGACCUGGCCCUGCAGGGCGCUGGUGACGCGGAGGCGGCUGUAGUUCUGGAGACGGCGCUAGCCACGCUUCUGGCCGUGGUGGCACAGCUCGGGCCGGACGGGGCGCCCGGGCAGGUGGAUGCGGUGCUGCUGCAGACCCAGGUGCAGGAGAGCUUCGGUUCUCUGCGGCGCUGCUACGCGCAGAGCGGAGGCCCUCACCCCCGCCAGGCCACCUUCCAGGGUCUCUUUCUGCUCUAUAACUUGGGCUCCACAGAAGCCCUGCAAGAGAUCCUGCAGCUGCCUGCCACCCUGCGUGCCUGCCCAGCCCUACGCACGGCGCUUGCUGUGGAUUCCGCCUUCCGGGAGGGCAAUACUGCCCGCCUGUUCCGCCUGCUCCGGACCCUGCCCUACCUGCAGAGCUGUGCUGUGCAGGGCCAUGUGGGCCAUGCCCGUCGCCUCGCCCUUGCCCGCCUUGCUCGUGCGCUGAGCACCUCCAAGGGGCAGACUUUGCCUCUAGGCUUCAUGGUCCAUCUGCUGGCCCUGGAUGGGCUCCAUGAAGCUCGAGACCUGUGCCAGGCCCAUGGGCUGCUCUUGGAUGGAGAAGAGAGGGUUGUGUUCCUGAGGGGUCACUAUGCUGAGGAAGCGCUGCCGCCUGUGGGGACCUGCCAUGUGUUAGUGGGGAGUAAGCUCCAGGGGCGCACCCUGGAGGAGGUGGUCAUGACCGAGGAACAGGAUGAGGUGGUACACAGAUCGGUGACCCCCACAUGUGGAAGAUGUACCUCUUCUAGGGGGCUGGAUCAGAGCAAUUAGGUUUCUAUUUUCAUGAUACCCAGGUAAUAAAAGAAACUUGUUUUA
Molecule: messenger RNA, 1263 nt
Organism: Octodon degus (degu)
Lineage: Eukaryota; Metazoa; Chordata; Mammalia; Rodentia; Octodontidae
Gene: Sac3d1
Product: SAC3 domain containing 1
Exons: 3
Coding region: 100-1218 (372 amino acids)
Biological process (GO): spindle assembly; centrosome duplication
Cellular component (GO): nucleus; spindle; centrosome
Source: RefSeq, a predicted model, not a curated record